AUGGUCGUCAGCAAGUACGCUCACCUUGACAGGGUCCUCACCCGUGCCGGGCCGUACGUCGACCCAGAGUCGUUCCAGGGAGGAGCAGAGGUCCAGUCCUUCCUGAGGGACCAGUGCAAGGUGCUCGUCAUCGGCGCCGGCGGUCUCGGAUGCGAGAUUCUCGCCAACCUCGCCCUCAUGGGCUUCGCCGACAUCCACGUUAUCGACAUGGACACGAUCGACGUCUCGAACCUGAACCGCCAGUUCCUCUUCCGUCCUGAGGAUGUCGGCAAGUCGAAGGCGCAGUGUGCGGCUGACUUUGUCAUGAAGCGCGUGCCGGGGUGCAAGGUGACGCCCUACCACGGCAAGAUCCAGGACAAGGACGACGACUACUACAUGCAGUUCAACAUCGUCAUCUGCGGUCUCGACUCGGUGGACGCGCGGAGGUGGAUCAGCGCGACGCUCGUCAACCUCGUCGACCCGGAGGUGCCAGAAAGCCUCAAGCCUCUCAUCGACGGCGGGACGGAAGGCUUCAAGGGCCAAGCUCGUGUCAUUCUGCCGACCAUCACGUCUUGCUAUGAAUGCUCGCUUGACAUGCUCACCCCGCCGACCGCCUUCCCUAUCUGCACCAUCGCCAACACGCCUCGCCAGCCCGAACACUGCAUCGAGUGGGCGAGCAUCCUCGAAUGGCCGAAGGUGUUCAAGGACAAGAAGCUCGACAACGACGACCCCGAACACAUCCAGUGGCUCUUCGACACGGCUCGCAAGCGCGCGGAGGAGUUCAAUAUCCCCGGCGUGACCUGGAGCUUGACGCAGGGUGUUGUCAAGCGCAUCAUCCCCGCCAUCGCUUCCACGAACGCCAUCGUCUCCGCCGCCUGCUGCAACGAAGCGUUCAAGAUCGCGACGAGCACCAACCCGUACCUCAACAACUACAUGAUGUACACGGGCAACGAGUCGAUCUACACCUACACCUUCGAGCAUCAGCGCAAGCCCGAGUGCCCCGUUUGCGGGGGCGAGAAGGUCACGGUCUCGCAGAACCCGUCCAACUCGCUGCAAGACCUCAUCGACAUGUUGCUCGAGAGGCAGGAGUUCCAAAUCCGCCGCCCAUCUCUCCGCCUCGCCUCGAAGUCGCUCUACCUCCAGGCCCCGCCUCAGCUCGAAGAAGCGACGCGCCCCAACCUCGAGAAGACGCUCGCCGAGCUCAUGCAGUCUGGAGACGUGGUCACCGUCACCGACGCCGGGCUGCCCUUCUCGCUCGACUUGGUCGUCAAGUUCGAGCAGGAGUAG
Rhodotorula toruloides NP11 is the source of this 1266-nucleotide messenger RNA. Its product is annotated as ubiquitin-activating enzyme E1 C. NCBI's taxonomy places the organism in Eukaryota, Fungi, Basidiomycota, Microbotryomycetes, Sporidiobolales, Sporidiobolaceae. Gene Ontology annotation, biological process: protein neddylation. Gene Ontology annotation, cellular component: nucleus; cytoplasm. The record is from RefSeq and is a predicted model, not a curated record. The transcript has 9 exons. Gene Ontology annotation, molecular function: NEDD8 activating enzyme activity. Bases 1 to 1266 code for a protein of 421 amino acids.